This is a messenger RNA of Caenorhabditis remanei, 618 nucleotides long. RefSeq lists its product as uncharacterized. The transcript is spliced from 2 exons. Gene Ontology annotation, cellular component: cytoplasm. Lineage: Eukaryota; Metazoa; Nematoda; Chromadorea; Rhabditida; Rhabditidae. The record is from RefSeq and is a predicted model, not a curated record. The coding region runs from base 1 to 618 and encodes 205 amino acids.
AUGAAAUGUCACUAUGAAGUGCUACAAGUGGAACGAGACGCCGAUGACGAGACGAUCCAGAAGAACUACAAAAAAUUGACUCUCAGAUGGCAUCCCGACAAGAAUCCGGAUAAUAUUGAUGAGUGCACUCAACAAUUUCGACUCCUUCAGGCCGCCUAUGAUGUGUUGAGUGAUGCGAAAGAACGAGAAUUCUAUGAUAGACACAGAGAAUCGAUUUUGAAAGGAAAGAAUACGGAAUAUGGGGAACAAUCCGUCUCGUUAUUCCCUUAUUUCAAUGCGAGCUGUUAUCAGGGAUACGGAGAUGAUCCUAAUGGUUUCUACGCUGUCUACCGUGAAAUCUACAAAAUUCUAGUCACCGAAGAGUACGAUCAUUACGUCGAGAAUCCGAUCGACCAUCCGGAAUUCGGCGAUGAGAACAGUGAUCCGGAGGAGAUCGUCAACAAAUUCUAUGGAUUCUGGAUGUCAUUUUCGACGAGUCGAUCGUUCGCCUGGUUAGAUCACUACGAUAUCACGCAGGCGUCGAAUCGAUGGGAAUCGAGAAAGAUUGAUCAGGAGAAUCAAAAGUAUCGGGAUAUUGGAAACAGGAUAGAAAUGAGCAGAUUAGGGUACGGAAGUUAA